Molecule: messenger RNA, 717 nt
Organism: Endocarpon pusillum Z07020
Lineage: Eukaryota; Fungi; Ascomycota; Eurotiomycetes; Verrucariales; Verrucariaceae
Exons: 1
Coding region: 1-717 (238 amino acids)
Source: RefSeq, a predicted model, not a curated record
AUGGAAUUCUCGCCCGAGAUCCCCCAACCCAUCCGAACUUCCGCAGAGACUCGCACACUACAAGUCGACUUCUCAUGGAAGAAACUCGGAGCUCUUAUUAGCGAAUACAACAACCCACAAUCUGACCCGAUCUACAUUGUUGACUUGAAACGGCUCAAGGCGCCACACCUUAUCUUCAAAUCAGCAAGCGAUGACUCCGCCAUCGGGACCGGCACUCUCCACGCCAUCUCUAUAGACGCCGACUACGAAGUGCACGCCCAAAAAGGCAGCCUAAAAGCUCGAAAGCGUUUCAGAACCGAGUACACCUACCUCUCACGUGCGUUCUCUGACAACGACUCUCCUGUAACCAUGACAUGGACCGGCAGCUGCGGCUUGAGGACAUGGGACUUCGUCUGUGUGGACGAGCAGCAGCUGCCAGUGGCAAAGUUUACAGCCUAUCUAUGGGCCAUGAAGCAGAUGGGCAAGAUUGAGUUCCUGGGUCCACACGCCGACAGCGACGCGGUGAGAGACGAGAUUGUGGUCACGGGGCUGACGCUGUUAUAUUGUAUGCUGCUACGUACGAAUAGCAUUUUGUCCUUCUUUGGUGCUGUAUUCUCCCGACCAGGGCACGAUAAAGGUGUAAGACCUGAAUCACAGCAGUUCUUGGGGGAUAAUGAUCGGGCAAAUGCACAAGCCAACCUGAUAGGGCGUUCAAGUGAAACGCAAGAUAUCGGAUGA